Choloepus didactylus (southern two-toed sloth) is the source of this 3514-nucleotide messenger RNA. It is a transcript of the gene MTHFD1L, whose product is annotated as methylenetetrahydrofolate dehydrogenase (NADP+ dependent) 1 like. The record is from RefSeq and is a predicted model, not a curated record. Gene Ontology annotation, cellular component: mitochondrion; cytosol. Lineage: Eukaryota; Metazoa; Chordata; Mammalia; Pilosa; Megalonychidae. Bases 196 to 3111 code for a protein of 971 amino acids. Gene Ontology annotation, molecular function: methylenetetrahydrofolate dehydrogenase (NADP+) activity; formate-tetrahydrofolate ligase activity; ATP binding. The transcript has 28 exons. Gene Ontology annotation, biological process: tetrahydrofolate interconversion.
CACAGCCACUAGGUGCAGAGCCUCCCUGGGGCUCCCGCUGCGCCCGGGAGGAGGAGCAGGUCCUUUCUCGCCGCUGCCGAGUGACCGCCCGCUCCGGCCCUCGCCCGCCGCAUCCAGGGGCCUCGCCGCGGCUCGGGACCCGGCAGUCGCAUCUCCGUCUCCCCUUGUCUCCGCCGCCCGCCCGCCCGCGGCGCCAUGAGCGCGCGGCUCUCGCUCUUCCUGGGCCCGCUGUGCCGCCCGUUGCAGCCCCUGGGCCGUCCCCCGGUGCCCUGUCGGGCCCGCAGCGGGGUCGGAGGCGCCGGGGAGGAAUCUCUUGGGCGCCGGCGGCUGCAGGACGGCAAGGCCCAGGGCAGCUGCGGCCGGGGCAGCCAGGUGCCCCCGGCGCGGGACUCGGUGAUCAGAGAAGUCAUUCAGAAUUCAAAAGAAGUUCUGAGUUUAUUGCAAGAAAAAAACCCUGCCUUUAAGCCAGUACUGGCUAUUAUUCAGGCCGGUGAUGAUAACUUGAUGCAGGAAGUAAACCAGAAUUUGGCUGAGGAGGCUGGUCUGAACAUCACGCACAUUUGCCUUCCUUCAGAUAGCAGUGAAGAUGAGAUUAUAGAUGAAAUCUUGAAGAUUAACGAAGAUCCCAGAGUACACGGCCUGGCUCUUCAGAUCUCCGAGAAAUCAUUCAGCAACAAAGUCCUCAAUGCCUUGAAACCAGAGAAAGAUGUGGAUGGUGUGACAGGUGUAAACCUGGGGAAGCUGGUCUGUGGGGAUGCCCAUGAGUGUUUUGUCUCACCUGUUGCCAGAGCUGUUAUUGAACUUCUUGAAAAAUCAGGUGUAAACUUAAAUGGAAAGAAGGUCCUGGUAAUAGGAGCCUACAGAUCUUUGGAAGCUUCCCUUCAAUGCCUUUUCCAGAGAAAAGGGUCCAUGACAAUGAGCUGCCAGUGGAAAACACCUCAGCUUCAAGGCAAGCUUCAUGAGGCUGAUAUUGUGGUCCUAGGCUCGCCCAGGCCGGAAGAGAUUCCCCUCACAUGGAUACAGCCAGGAACUACUGUCCUCAAUUGUUCCCAUGACUUUCUAUCAGGGAAGUUUGAACGUGGUUCUCCUGGGGCACACGUAGGCGGUCUCAGUGUAGAAAAUGACGUGAGUCUCCUUGCCGCAGCCCUGCGGAUUCAGAACGUGGUCAGCAGUGGGAGGAGAUGGCUUCGCGAGCAGCAGCACACACGGUGGAGACUUCACUGCCUGAAACUUCAGCCUCUCUCCCCGGUACCCAGCGACCUUGAGAUUUCCAGAGGACAGACUCCAAAAGCUGUGGAUGUCCUUGCCAAGGAGAUAGGAUUGCUUGCAGAUGAAAUUGAAAUCUAUGGCAAAAGCAAAGCCAAAGUGCGUUUGUCCCUGCUAGAAAGGUUAAAGGAUCAAGCAGAUGGAAAAUACGUCUUAGUUGCUGGGAUCACGCCCACGCCUCUCGGCGAAGGAAAGAGCACAGUUACGGUGGGGCUGGUUCAGGCCCUGACCGCGCACCUCAACGUCAACUCCUUCGCCUGCCUGAGGCAGCCUUCGCAGGGACCGACUUUCGGAGUGAAAGGAGGAGCCGCGGGUGGUGGAUAUGCCCAGGUUAUCCCCAUGGAGGAGUUCAACCUCCACCUGACUGGGGACAUCCAUGCCAUCACUGCCGCCAAUAACUUGCUGGCGGCCGCAAUCGACACAAGGAUUUUGCACGAAAACACACAAACAGAUAAGGCUCUGUACAAUCGGCUGGUUCCACUAGUGAAUGGUGCCCGGGAAUUUUCAGAAAUUCAGCUUGCUCGACUGAGAAAACUGGGAAUAAAUAAGACUGACCCGAGCACGCUGACCGAGGAGGAGAUGAGCCAGUUCGCCCGGCUCAACAUUGACCCCUCCACUAUCACGUGGCAGCGAGUACUGGAUACAAACGACCGAUUUCUACGGAAAAUAACCAUCGGGCAAGCAAGAACAGAGAAGGGAUUUUCCCGCCAGGCGCAGUUUGACAUCGCCGUGGCCAGCGAGAUCAUGGCAGUGCUGGCUCUGACCCACAGCCUUGAGGACAUGAAGGAGCGGCUGGGGAGAAUGGUAGUGGCCAGUGACAAGGACGGGAAGCCUGUGACAGCCAAUGAUCUGGGGGUGACAGGUGCUUUGACAGUUUUGAUGAAAGAUGCAAUAAAACCAAAUCUGAUGCAGACACUAGAAGGCACACCUGUGUUUGUGCACGCUGGACCCUUUGCCAACAUUGCUCAUGGAAACUCUUCUGUGUUGGCUGAUAAAAUUGCCCUGAAAUUGGUUGGACAAGAAGGAUUCGUGGUGACUGAGGCUGGCUUUGGCGCUGACAUCGGGAUGGAGAAAUUCUUCAACAUCAAGUGCCGAGCUUCUGGCUUGGUGCCCAAUGUGGUCGUGCUGGUGGCGACGGUGCGAGCUUUGAAAAUGCAUGGAGGAGGGCCAAACGUAACUGCUGGUGUCCCUCUUAAGAAAGAAUAUACAGAGGAGAACAUCCAGCUAGUGGCAAACGGUUGCUGCAACCUGCAGAAGCAAAUUGAGAUUGCUCGGCUCUUCGGGGUCCCCGUUGUAGUGGCUGUGAAUGUCUUCAAGACUGACACCCGUGCGGAGAUCAACCUGGUGUGUGAGAUGGCCAAGCAGGCAGGUGCCUUUGACGCUGUUCCCUGCUACCACUGGUCUGUGGGCGGGAGAGGCUGUGUGGACCUGGCCCAGGCCGUCAGAGAGGCUGCAAAUGAAAAAAGCCAUUUUCAGUUCCUGUAUGAUGUGCAGCUUCCAAUUGUGGAAAAGAUAAGGACCAUUGCCCAGUCUGUGUAUGGAGCCAAAGAUAUAGAACUCUCUCCUGAGGCACAAUCCAAAAUAGAUCGUUACACUCAACAGGGUUUUGGAAACUUGCCCAUCUGCAUGGCAAAGACCCACCUUUCUCUGUCUCAUGAACCUGACAAAAAAGGUGUGCCAAGGGGCUUCGUUUUGCCAAUUAGUGAUGUCCGGGCCAGCAUAGGUGCUGGGUUCAUUUACCCUUUGGUCGGAAUGAUGAGCACUAUGCCAGGACUGCCAACCAGACCCUGCUUUUAUGAUAUAGACCUCGACACAGAAACAGAGCAAGUUAAAGGCUUAUUCUGAUUUAAAUAGAACUUCCAGAUGACCUCAUUCAGGCUCCUGAAACUCUUGAAACUACUCCUUGCCUUUUUGCUGCAGUUGGAGAAGAAAGCCAAUUUUGAAAUAUGCCUGUUGUUACGCAAUGCUGGAGAAAUGGAGAAAUAGGCCAAAGAUUUACUUUUCGAUCAAAAGGAAUUCUGUUUGCAACAGUAUAAUGUUCAGCAAAGGACCUACACCAAGUUUGAAAGAAACUAAUUUAUUUUCUGUUUCUGCAAAGUUUACAUUAUGUGCCCCUGCUUACACUUCAGGAUGUGUGAUUUUGGGGGACCAAGGGAUUAAAGAGUAUAAACUAACAGGUAACGUUUUUCACCAUGGAGUUAUAUAUUUUGUGUUUGAACUGAAAAUAAAUGUGUAUCUAGAAAACCUA